AACGAGUCAUGCUAUAUAAGGAUGUCGGAACAGAACAGCUCAUAGUACGUCGAUCGUAAGAGAACGCGCAGCCAAGAAGUCGAUGAUGACAUUCGCGAAAUCUUCAUUAAUCAGCUGCCUGUUGGGUAUUUUACUUUGGGAAAUUCAUGGACAAGGCAUAAUGGUUGAUCCCAUUAGCAGAAGCAGCGCCUGGCGCAAGGGAUUCCCCGUUGAAGUAAAUGUCAACGACCAUGAACUUUCCUGCGGAGGACCGACCAUUCAGUUCACGCAAAAUGAUGGAUUGUGUGGAAUAUGCGGUGACGAUUACGCUAUACCACGACCUAGACCAAAUGAAAACGGUGGACGUUAUGGAACCGGCGUGAUCGUCCAAAGGUACAGAGUAAACGACACUGUCAACGUAAAUGUGAAACUGAUUAGUAACGACCUGGGAAGCUUCUCGUUCAGUCUGUGCCCCUUGGAAGGACCGAAGGAUUUCGAGACCGAAAUGUGUUUCAAAAAAUAUCCGCUUCAAUUGGAGAACACAGAUAACGCCUUUUUGUUGCCAAAUUAUCAAAAGGAUUUCUACAUACGAGUUCAGCUGCCAUCGAAUUUGAUCUGCGAACAUUGUGUGUUUAGAUGGACUUAUGUAAUCGGAAACCACGCUACUCUAUGUUAUGGCAAUACAGUCAAAAUCGGAUGUGCACCUCAAAAGACAUUCAAAAAUUGCGCCGAUAUCGCGAUCUCUUCCUAAGAUCUGAUUACUCCUUCUGGUCGAUAACAUGUGUACCUUCGUUACGUAGAUUAAAUUAGAGAAUAACUGUUCAAUUAAUCGAGGAAGUUUUCUUCUUUCGUCUGGUCUAUAAGCACAUCUGAAAAUGUUUAAAAAAGAUUCGGCAAAAAUGUCAGGGGAGAUCAUUGCGAUAAUAGAGGUAAGAUCAGCUAGGAAUCGAAAUACACCUUCUAAUUAAAAUUAAUAAGAAUACACGUGUGCAGGAUUCGAUCAAUCACAGUGAAAUAGAAAACAAGAGAAUACUU
Molecule: messenger RNA, 1014 nt
Organism: Bombus impatiens (common eastern bumble bee)
Lineage: Eukaryota; Metazoa; Arthropoda; Insecta; Hymenoptera; Apidae
Exons: 3
Coding region: 83-730 (215 amino acids)
Source: RefSeq, a predicted model, not a curated record